GUCAAUGAACUGAACGGACUGGUAGCUGCAUGAGCGGUGUAGAAGGGUUUCAUCCAAGCAGCAUGGCUCACAAGAUGUUAAUAAUUGACACAGACUGUGGCAUAGAUGACGCCCUGGCUAUCAUGGUUGCUCUCGCAGCUCCUAAUGUGAAGGUGCUGGGCAUUACCUGUUGCUUUGGGAACACUGAUGUGGAUAAUGUGUGUCAGAAUGUGUUGCGCGUUCUGUCGGUCUGUGAACAAACCCAGAUUCCGGUCUUCAAAGGUUCUGCAGGCUCUCUAGUUGGAGCUGUGAAGCCAUAUAAAGAUCACUUUGGCACAGAUGGGUUGGGAGAUGUUCUGGAGGACAGAAACUCUGAUAUUUGGGAGAGGCAGAUACCGAAAGAGCAUGCCGUUCAUGCCAUGCUAAGACUGGUGAAAGAAAACCAGGGAGAGGUCUCUCUCAUAGCUCUUGGUCCACUUACUAACUUGGCUCUGGCUGUUAGAUUAGAUCCCACCUUUCCUCAGAAACUCAAGGAUCUGUAUAUUAUGGGCGGUAAUAUGGAAGGCAUGGGAAAUAUGACCCCAUGUGCAGAGUUUAAUUUUAGGAUGGAUGCUGAAUCAGCUUACAUAGUUUUGGAGGAAUAUACCUGCACAACACACAUCGCAACCUGGGAGUUUACUUGCAGAAACAAACUAUCUUGGGAGGUUUUUGAUAAGCUGGUCAAUCAGGAUACAUCAGCUGCUCGAUUCAUGAAGAAGAUAACAUCCAAGUGCUGGGCCUUCUCUAGAGAGUUCGGCAUCAGCAACAGAGAUGUGUUGUUUGGGCAAGGGUUUGUACCCUAUGAUGCUUUUGCUGUAGCAGCUUGUGUAGACAGAAGUGUGAUUACAGAGAGUUUGGAGUGUGCUGUACGGGUGGAGAUGCAAGGGGAAUUGGGAAGAGGCAUGAUGGUUUUGGACCCAGCCAACAUAAUGAAGAAGGGCCAUUAUGUGUUUGUGAUGAAGACCUGUGACCUUACAAAGUUCAGCUCCAUGCUCACAGCUUCUCUACAAUUAGAAUGAGAC
Molecule: messenger RNA, 1040 nt
Organism: Xyrauchen texanus (razorback sucker)
Lineage: Eukaryota; Metazoa; Chordata; Actinopteri; Cypriniformes; Catostomidae
Exons: 6
Coding region: 30-1037 (335 amino acids)
Molecular function (GO): hydrolase activity, hydrolyzing N-glycosyl compounds
Source: RefSeq, a predicted model, not a curated record